This is a messenger RNA of Clonostachys solani, 1536 nucleotides long. Lineage: Eukaryota; Fungi; Ascomycota; Sordariomycetes; Hypocreales; Bionectriaceae. The record is from the annotation of a GenBank genome assembly.
AUGCAUUUUUCCAACUUUAUCCUUGCACUGAGUGCAGCAUCUUCUGUUGCUGCCAACAAAUUCUCCUAUCGAAGCCAGCACCCGCAUGCAAGGUCAUUCAAGAGAGACGUCUCUGUGAAAUCUGACGAUGCUUGGGAUCAUGUCGUCAAGGGGUCCGACCUUGCUGUGUCCGAGCAGUCAGCCACAGCCUCAUCUGUUGACAAAUCGAGUUUCCAUAUUUCCAACUUCAAGCUCCGUGCCAAAAAGCUGGAUCCAUCAAAACUUGGCAUCGACACAGUGAAGCAAUACAGCGGCUACUUGGACAACAAUGAACAGGACAAGCACCUUUUAUACUGUAAGAAACCUUCGUUAUCUGCCCUGGCAUUGUCACUAAGUUGCUCAUCUGCGUACCAGGGUUUUUCGAGUCAAGGAAAUGACCCUGCUAAUGACCCUGUGAUUCUAUGGCUCAACGGCGGCCCAGGGUGCUCUUCUCUCGUCGGCCUAUUCCAGGAGCUUGGUCCGGCCAAGAUCCUACCAGACCAAACAAUCCAGUCAAACCCCCAUUCCUGGAAUAACAAUGCGUCUGUCAUCUUCAUCGACCAGCCUGUCAAUGUUGGGUUUUCGUACAGUAAAACAAACGACACUGGUAGUACCGUGGCUGCCAGCGAUGACAUGUAUGCUCUCUUGACUCUGUUUUUCCACGAGUUUCCGGAAUACGCCAAGCAGGACUUCCACAUCGCUGGCGAGUCGUACGCCGGCCACUACAUUCCCGGCAUCGGCUCGAGGAUUCUCUCUGAAACGGACCGCAACAUCAAUUUAAAGAGUCUAUUGAUCGGAAAUGGCUUGACGGAUCCCCUCACCCAAUAUGCUUACUACCGCCCCAUGGCCUGCGGAGAUGGUGGCUAUCCCUCUGUUCUUGACUCUCAAACUUGCGAGGAAAUGGAUAGUGACCUCCCCGCUUGCCAGGAUUACAUCAAGAAGUGUUAUGAUGGAGAUGUCGAAUCAUGUCAGGAUGGUUUUAAUUAUUGCAACAGUCGAUUCAUCGACCCCUAUAGCUCCGCUGGAAACAACGUCUAUGAUAUUCGAAAGGGUUCGUCAGACGUGCCUACCGGCGCCGACAAGUGGCUCAACUCCCAGGAUGUGAUGGAAGCACUCGGUGUGGAGGUUGAAGGCUACACCCAAUGCAGCAACGAGGUCUACUCUCUGUUCGAGCAGUCGGGAGAUUGGAUGAUGCCAAUCUACCGCCGCAUUCCAGAUAUCGUUGCCAAGAUUCCCGUCCUCAUCUACGCCGGUGACGCUGACUUUAUCUGCAACUGGCUUGGCAACUUUGCUUGGGUCAAGGGACUGGACUGGACAGGAAAGGAAGCGUUCAACAGCGCCAAGGCCGCGACCCUGAGUGCUGCAAAUGGUUCGCAAUAUGGCGAAAUAACGACUGCACAGAAUCUGGCAUUUAUCAAGGUCUUCAAGGCCGGUCACAUGACACCGACUGCUCAGCCCGUGGGUUCCUUGGAUAUGGUUAACCGCUGGGUUCGUGGCGAAUGGUGGAACAAGAACUAG